Molecule: messenger RNA, 1331 nt
Organism: Cynara cardunculus var. scolymus (artichoke)
Lineage: Eukaryota; Viridiplantae; Streptophyta; Magnoliopsida; Asterales; Asteraceae
Product: ubiquinol oxidase 4, chloroplastic/chromoplastic
Exons: 9
Coding region: 30-1115 (361 amino acids)
Biological process (GO): alternative respiration
Cellular component (GO): thylakoid; mitochondrion
Molecular function (GO): alternative oxidase activity
Source: RefSeq, a predicted model, not a curated record
GUUCUUGAGCAAAAAAGGCUGGGAGAAUAAUGGCGGCCUCGUUUCUCCCUUCUUCAACUUUCUCUUCGAUUACAGCUUCGUUUUCCUCAUCUACGAACUCAAGAAGUGGUUUUGGAUUCUACACUAGUUCGUCGUCUUUUGAAUCCCUUUCGCGUACUUCAAUCGGUUCAUCCCGUCGGCUCCAUUCAAGGAGGUUGUGUAAUGUCCAAGCAACCAUUUUGCGAGAGAAUGAGAAGAAAGUGAGCGUGGAAGAGACAUUUCAACCUAAGACUUUGUCGGGUGAAGAGAAUGGAAGGCCUAGUGAGGCCCCAAAUGAUCAACCUUCAAGUUCUGUAGGAUGGGUCAUAAAGCUUGAACAAUCCAUAAACAUCUUCCUUACGGAUUCAGUAAUCAAAGUACUCGACACAUUGUACCAUGACAGAGACUAUCCAAGAUUUUUCGUUUUGGAGACAAUAGCAAGAGUCCCAUACUUUGCUUUCAUGUCUGUUCUUCACAUGUACGAGAGUUUUGGUUGGUGGAGAAGAUCAGAGUAUCUGAAAGUCCACUUUGCUGAGAGCUGGAAUGAGAUGCAUCAUCUGCUUAUUAUGGAAGAGCUGGGGGGAAAUGCUUGGUGGUUUGAUCGGUUCCUUGCUCAACAUAUUGCCAUCUUCUAUUAUUUCAUGACAGCGUUUAUGUACACCUUGAGCCCGAGAAUGGCAUACCAUUUCUCUGAAUGUGUGGAGAGCCAUGCAUUUGAAACGUAUGACAAAUUUAUCAAGGCAAAAGGAGAUGAAUUGAAAAAACUUCCUCCAUCUAAAGUUGCUGUUAAAUACUACACAGAAGGAGAUUUGUACUUGUUUGAUGAAUUUCAAACUGCAAGACUUCCCAAUACUCGAAGGCCAAUAAUAGAAAAUUUGUAUGAUGUGUUCAUGAACAUUAGAGACGACGAAGCAGAACAUUGCAAGACAAUGAAGGCAUGCCAAACUCACGGGAACCUUCGUUCUCCCCACACGGACCUUGAAAACGUUUCUUCUGAAGAUGAUUCAGGUUGCAUUCUUCCCGAUGCAGAAUGCGAAGGUAUUGUAGAUUGUAUAAAGAAAUCCGUUACAAAUCCUACUUUGAACCAUAGGCCAUAAACACACACACACACAAAGAUGUACGUAUACACGAUGAUUAAUAGUAGCAUCCUGUUAAAUAUACAUCAUAUAUAUAUAUAUAUAUAUAGAUCUAAUAUAAGUUCUAAUCUUUCUUAGAAAAUAUGGGUUAUACAUAAGCAACUCAAUCUUGCAUUGAAUCAUUGUUACCAUGAGAGAUUUUGAACUUUUGCAAUAUACAUAUUGGGUGCUUUUCCA